Molecule: messenger RNA, 562 nt
Organism: Psylliodes chrysocephalus
Lineage: Eukaryota; Metazoa; Arthropoda; Insecta; Coleoptera; Chrysomelidae
Source: the annotation of a GenBank genome assembly
GUCGUUUUGGCGAAGGGGGGUGGAAAGGUGGCCUGAAGACUAAAGAUCGUAUUAGAAGUAUUAAAAAAACCCCAACUGUUUGGAAAUAAAAUAUAUAACAUCUUAUUUUAUUUAAUCAAUUCUUAUUAUCAGUCUAUACAAACAUUUUUAGUGGUAACUGAUUUCAGCCACAAGAAGUGAAAACCAAAAUGCCAAAUUUCAAUCAAUUUCCGCGACAACGCAGUGAUAGGUCAGAUUUCAGAAAAGGGAAUCAAAGUAGCGAAAACAAUGAAAUGUAUGAAGUUCAACGUCAAGUAUUGGAAAAGGGUCAAGAAAAGGACCGUUCAAAGACAAGAGGAAGGCGUGGACCUGGUCGAAGUAACUACAACUCCGCAAGAAUAGAAACACACAGACAGACUCAAUCGCUCAUUACCGAAGGCGACCUCGCAGAGGAUUUAAAGAAGAAACGUUUCCCUGGAGUCAAGAAUGAGAGCGUGAUGGACCGCUUGGAAGCGGUGGUUCAGCACCGUUAACAUAUUUACUAGCUUAUUUGAAUUCAAUAACGUGCCCGUGCGCGGCGAAA